Arachis ipaensis is the source of this 2078-nucleotide messenger RNA. RefSeq names its product acetolactate synthase 1, chloroplastic. Gene Ontology annotation, molecular function: acetolactate synthase activity; thiamine pyrophosphate binding; flavin adenine dinucleotide binding. Gene Ontology annotation, biological process: L-valine biosynthetic process. Gene Ontology annotation, cellular component: acetolactate synthase complex. The record is from RefSeq and is a predicted model, not a curated record. NCBI's taxonomy places the organism in Eukaryota, Viridiplantae, Streptophyta, Magnoliopsida, Fabales, Fabaceae.
CUUACACUCACUUCACUUGUUCAUCGGAGAUUCGAAGCCACACACCACACACUCUGUUUUGUUUUUGCAACAAAAAAAAACUCUGCAACCUUCAAAAAUGGCGGCAGCCACUUCCAGAACCCCAUUCUCCACCGUAUCUCCAUCUUCUUCCACUUCCUCUUCUCACUCCACCUUCCCAAACCGUAUUCUCAGAUCCACGCUCCCAUUUUCCUCCAUUCUCACCAAUAAUAAGAAGCACCAUUCCCUCAAAAUAUCAAACACCAUCUCAAACAACCCUAACGGCGUCUGCAUCGCCACCUCCGGUCCCGGCGCCACCAACCUCGUCUCCGGCCUCGCCGACGCGAUGAUGGACUCAAUCCCUAUCGUUGCCGUGACCGGCCAGGUUCCCCGCCGCAUGAUCGGAACCGACGCAUUUCAAGAAACCCCAAUCGUUGAGGUAACUCGAUCUAUCACGAAGCAUAAUUACCUUGUUCUUGAUGUUGAUGAAAUCCCUAGGAUUGUUAGAGAGGCAUUUUUUGUAGCUACUACUGGUAGACCUGGACCUGUUUUGAUUGAUGUUCCUAAAGAUGUUCAGCAACAAUUGGCGGUUCCCAAUUGGGAUUUGCCUGUUAGGGUUGCUGGUUAUGUUUCUAGGAUGCCAAAGAUUCCCAGUUUGGCGGAAUUAGAGAGCGUUGUGAGGCUAGUUUCGGAGGCGAAGAAACCGGUUUUGUAUGUUGGUGGUGGGUGUUUGAAUUGUAGUGAGGAAUUGAGAAGGUUUGUGGAGAUUACGGGUAUUCCGGUAGCGAGUACUUUGAUGGGACUUGGUGUUUACCCUGUUGGUGGUGAUGAUUCUCUUCAGAUGUUGGGGAUGCAUGGAACUGUUUAUGCUAAUUAUGCUGUUGAUAAGAGUGAUUUGUUGCUUGCAUUCGGGGUUAGGUUUGAUGAUCGUGUAACUGGGAAGCUUGAGGCUUUCGCGAGUAGGGCGAAGAUUGUGCACAUUGAUAUUGAUUCUGCUGAGAUUGGGAAGAACAAGAUCCCACACGUGUCGAUUUGCGCAGAUGUGAAAGUGGCAUUGGAAGGGAUCAAUGGGAUCUUGGAGGAAAAGGGGGUCAAUAAAAAGAAUCUUGGUCUUGAGGAUUGGAGGGAAGAGCUGAGUGUGCAGAAGCAGAAGUUCCCAUUGAGUUAUAAGACUUUUGGUGAUCUGAUUUCGCCGCAGCAUGCAAUUCAGGUUCUUGAUGAGCUCACAAAUGGGGAUGCAAUCAUUAGUACCGGUGUAGGUCAGCAUCAGAUGUGGGCAGCACAGUUUUACAAGUACAAGAGGCCGAGGCAGUGGUUGACAUCAGGGGGUCUUGGCGCUAUGGGUUUCGGCUUGCCUGCUGCAAUUGGCGCAGCUGUGGCUAACCCUGGAACUGUCGUUGUUGACAUCGAUGGGGAUGGUAGCUUCAUCAUGAAUGUACAAGAGUUGGCAACCAUAAAGGUGGAGAAUCUACCGGUUAAGAUUCUGUUGUUGAAUAAUCAGCACUUGGGUAUGGUUGUUCAGUGGGAAGACAGGUUCUACAAGUCCAAUAGAGCUCACACAUACCUCGGCAACCCUACGAAUGAGGCUGAGAUCUUUCCAAACAUGUUGAAGUUCGCCGACGGUUGUGGAAUACCAGCAGCACGUGUGACGAAGAAGGAAGAUCUUAGAGCCGCAAUCAAGAAGAUGCUGGACACGCCCGGCCCUUACCUUCUUGAUGUGAUUGUGCCUCAUCAAGAGCAUGUCUUGCCAAUGAUCCCAAGUAAUGGAUCCUUCAAUGAUGUGAUUACUGAGGGUGAUGGAAGAACGAAAUACUGAUGAAUGGUUUUGUAUUAUGGUAUGCUUAUUAUCAUAAAUCUAAGUUUUUGACAUGUUGUAAGCAUCAUAGUUUGUUGUAGUAAAACUAGUGCUUUGGUUAGCAACGUUAGUUACUUUCCUUUUCUUCAUGUAGUAGUAACCAGACAGUGGCAUGUAUUUGUUGUAUGUCAUCUUUGUUCCACUCUUGCUUUUUUGCUAUGGUGAGAGAAUGAAGUCAUAGUUAUUAGAGUAAAUAUAUUAGAAGCUUAUAUAAAAUUUCGUAUUA